AUGGACUUUGGCAUUCUCCCCUUUCUUCAAGGUCGCAUCGAUCAUUACCUCAAGCCGGAGGCGAAUACCCAUGCCAGCGCCAGUGCCCAUGCUCGCCAGGUCCUCAGUGUGCUUGGCCUGGGGCUCUCGGUGUUUGACCGUCAGCUCCACGGUACCCCUCGGCUACCUUUGGUUGCCUACUUAUUGACGUUGCUGUUGACGAAGGUACCCCGCUACCAACACUUGAAGGAGACUGGGGUCGAUUCGUUGAUGAUGGUUACUCCCACAGCCGUGCCCCAUUACCAACAAUUAGCAGAGCUCAUGCUUGAAGGGCUCCCCCACGACGCUGCUCCCGGUCAGCUUCGUCGCCAGAAAGAUGGUUCUUACGCCGUGGAACGGGUGCCCAUGCUGGUUCGCUUCGUCGAUGCCCACGGUCGCCAUCAAGUUUUCGGUACGAGCAGUCAGACUUCGCAGCUUGUGAUAUCAUCUGAUCCCACCUACCAACCCCAAGAAGUUUCAUCGCUCCGGUUUAUCGGCAUCGAUGACUUUGACAUCGUGACUAAGUCGCCUCAAUAUGUCACCCGAUCGGGAUCUAAGGGUAAGUACUCCAACGUGGUGACCACUACCGUGCGCCAGUUACAACACCAACAUCUUGCUGACUUCACCCGCCAGACUGCCAGUCUCGGGGAAGGCCAACGCCAGGUGCUUUACAAGCCCCUCCAGUUUGGCAUAUUCGGACGGCCAAGCCCACCUUACGCAUUCACUAACGGCGACCACCAAUUGUCGGUGGCGGAGCGGAUGAUCAGACUACCUGAAUCCGUUCGGAAACGCCAACUUCCGUUGAUUCAAGUGGGAGAGUUUGUAGCACCAAAGUGCCGCCUUACCACCAACGUUACUGACCUUGAAUACAUUGCCGUCGAACCAUCCACUGCCGCUAAGGCCAAGCAAAGUCUAGCUUACGUCGCUGCUAAUACUACUAAGCCCCAGUGGGGGAAGGUGAAGAAAGCAGUGAAAAAACUCACCGCCCACGGUAUUACUCCUGACGUUGUGGUGGCCGACAAUUACGUCCUGAGCACUCCUCCAUCGAUAACAGCAGUGUCGGUAUCUGAGUAUCUCGCUGCCGACCUGCUGGACAAACCUGUAGUAGUGGUGGAUGAAGCGCUGCUUUAUACUGCCAUUGGAACGUCUCCCACUAUGAUUCCAGGGAUCGUCGAUCCCGUGGGUGACUUGUGGUUGGCCUACGCAUCGAAAUCUUCUCGAGUACAUGUGGUGGCGACGCUGGAAGUGUAUACACAAGUGGUGGCUCUGCUUGCUUCACAGUACCACGCCAGUGGGCUCAGCUGGCAAUGA
Molecule: messenger RNA, 1329 nt
Organism: Diutina rugosa
Lineage: Eukaryota; Fungi; Ascomycota; Pichiomycetes; Serinales; Debaryomycetaceae
Exons: 1
Coding region: 1-1329 (442 amino acids)
Source: RefSeq, a predicted model, not a curated record